CAGCUUCGCGUCCCGUUGAUGAGGCCGAGCGGAGCCACGGAGCCACGCAGCGGAGCUUCCUGCCGGAUUCUGGACGACAUGUGCCGCCGGAGCCGGAGGUAGGAGCCGCAGGUUGUGUUGAUCGGAGCCGGACGUGAGGCGGAGCGCUGCGCCGCCAAGGAACCGCAUUCAAACAGGUGUCCGCCGCGCUGCCAUCAGCAGGACCCGCUGAGCUCCUCACGCGGAUGCCAGCCAGCCGAUCCAGGACCAGUCCGGGUGGAAUGUGCGCGUGUUCGGCUCGACGCUGACGGAACCGAAGCUGCAGAAAACCGUCCAGCACCGUGUGUACCGCCGGAGCCGCCUCUCCUUUCUCUGCUGCUCACCGGAGGAGGCGCGGACCGACCUCCCCCACGGGACAGGCCCACCGACCCACGCUGCUAACAGGUGUGUCUGAGCGGAGCAGCCCGGACGGUCCCUGCCCUGCUCCCGGUACCUCCCGGUACCUCCCGGUGCCUCUCCCCAGGCUCUCAUCGCAUCCACACCGGACGCACAUUUUCCUCCGUUUGGAUCAGCCGCUGUUCGUCCGUCGGUGCGUAACAGCGGAGAGGAGGAAGCAGCCGGAGGCUUCACUGGAGCCGGACGGGGCUCUGGACGAGACGCUCACAGCUUGGGUUGGGUUUUCCACCAGAUUCGGGUCUGUGCAUCGCUCUGUGCAUUCCGCGAUUCGCCAAACCGAACCGAACCGAACCGAGUGACCAUGACAGCGAGGAAGGCGGGCAGCGUGGGAGACGCGUCCGGCACCGACAGUCCCGGCGGGGCUCCGGAGGCGGAGAUGUUCGGGGAGUUCCAGGACUGGUGCCUGCGGACCUACGGGGACUCCGGGAAGACCAAGACCGUGACGCGGCGCAAGUACAACAAGAUCCUGCAGACGCUGCUGCAGGGCGACGAGGAGAACAGCCACGGGGUGUUCCUGCAGGAGAAGAGCAGCAGCCACAUCAACGCCAAGUUCAAGUUCUGGGUCAAGUCCAAAGGCUUCCAGGUCGGGACGCUGCAGGACGCCAAGGUCGGAGCCGCCGACAGACCGGUGCUGUUCGUCCCCAUCAAGGCGACGUGCGUUGACGGCGUCUCGGGGGUCGACUCGUCGCUGAAGCGCGUCGCCGUGGUCGAGGAUUUCUUCGACAUCAUCUACGCGAUGCACGUGGAGAUCAGCGCCGACCCGGGAAAAGCCCCGAAGCACGCCGGCCAGAAGAAGACCUACAAAGCUAUCGCCGAGACGUACGCCUUCCUGCCCCGAGAGGCGGUGACCCGCUUCCUCAUGAGCUGUGGGGAGUGUCAGAAGAGGAUGCACAUCAGCACCGCCGGCCAGGACUACAAAGAGAACGACCGGCCGAGCCCUCUGGUGUCGGAGGUGAUCGACUACAACGUGCCCCUCACCACCACCUACAUGAAGCAGAUGAAGCUGCAGUGCAUGAGCAACAACAAGGUACGUGAGCCGCCCGCAUGCCGCGCCGCAUGCUAAGCUACCAGCGCUGCGUCCGGCUGCAGCUCGCUUUGUGUUCCUCAGACUGAGUUUCUCUGCAUCCUGAGAGUCGAUCGUCUUCGCCUGCGUUAACCCGCCGGGCUGUUUUGUUCGCUCAAGGAUUGUUUGCGACGGGC
This is a messenger RNA of Stegastes partitus (bicolor damselfish), 1635 nucleotides long. Its product is annotated as nucleolar protein 4-like. Lineage: Eukaryota; Metazoa; Chordata; Actinopteri; Pomacentridae. The record is from RefSeq and is a predicted model, not a curated record. Bases 737 to 1498 code for a protein of 253 amino acids. The transcript has 4 exons.